Rotaria sordida is the source of this 948-nucleotide messenger RNA. The record is from the annotation of a GenBank genome assembly. NCBI's taxonomy places the organism in Eukaryota, Metazoa, Rotifera, Eurotatoria, Philodinida, Philodinidae.
AUGUCUGGUGGACACAAAGUAAUCGCAACGGAAACUAUAAGUCAAAAAUAUGGUCAAAUUGAUGAAGUUCAAUAUGAAUAUGACGAAAAUAAUUAUGGAGAAGGUAAAAAAUAUCAUAUCAGAUGGUCUCGACAAGAAUACGAACGGAUUACAUCGAGAUUAUACAAACCAUCAAUGUCGUAUGAUAAAUUCAUCAAAGUACUACGCACAUUUAUGCUGGGAAAAUAUGCAAUUGAAGAUGUUCCGGAAGCAUUUCGUCUUCUUGAUACUAACCGUUCUAACACAAUCGAUAUCACUGAAUUACAUGAAUUUAUAUGUGUCAUCUUGCCAAAAGCAAAUCCAUAUUUACUUCUUCAUCAAAUAAAAAAGGCUGAUAGAGAUGGCGAUUAUAAGCUGAAUUUCAAUGAAUUCAAAUCGUUUAUCGAACAAGGCUUCGGUCGAGAUGUAUCGACUCGUCAACGCCGAGAAAUUGACAUUAGUGAAGAUGAUGUUCUAAUAUCUGAGGAUAGAAGCUGUAUGUUCUAUGCCGAUAAAUUAUAUUGGGGAGAUGCUCAUGAACAAGAAUCUUCAGCUGGAAAUUUUACACUUGAUCUAGAUAGAAGUUCAUGUACACAAGAUCAAAAUGUAACAUCAGGUGGAAAUAUGACUUCAGUUGUUCUUGAUUUAUAUUGGGAUGAUGGAACAAAUGAUACAGUUGCUAUGACUUUAAUUGCAAAAGUAACUGAUCGUUAUUGGUAUUUAGAAAAAGCAAUAAUGAACGGUUCUGAAUAUCGUUAUUUUGCUUAUGGUAUGCAUAGUCAAAUGGAAACACCAUCAACUUAUUCAUAUGUAUGUAAGACUGCCGUAUUUGUUAAAUAUGAUUCUGCACCACGAUAUGGUUUAUAUGAUUUUGAAAAUAAAUUCUUUUUAACAAAUAUACAAGUAAACGAAUUACUAAACAAUUGUUAA